Messenger RNA from Dothidotthia symphoricarpi CBS 119687, 508 nucleotides. RefSeq lists its product as uncharacterized. The record is from RefSeq and is a predicted model, not a curated record. The coding region runs from base 24 to 263 and encodes 79 amino acids. Gene Ontology annotation, biological process: defense response to fungus. NCBI's taxonomy places the organism in Eukaryota, Fungi, Ascomycota, Dothideomycetes, Pleosporales, Dothidotthiaceae. The transcript is spliced from 3 exons.
CUGCGAUUUUCCUCGUCACGGUAAUGAGCGCGGUAGCCACCCCUAUCGACUCUAAGCUCAACGACAUCGAUACCAGAGGCGUUUUCAUCACAUACACUGGAAAAUGUGAUGCUUCAACGCAACAGUGCAGGUACAAUGGCCAAAACGGUGUGGUCACUAUUGCCAAGUGCGGUAUUGCCGCCAACAAAAAGUGCACUACUCUCCCCACUACGGGUGGCACUUGCGAAUACGACAGUGCUAGCAAAGUACUCACGUGCCAUUAAGUGGAUUUCCACCUAUCCAGGGCAUCGGGCAAAACCUGGUCUUCACUGUGCUGGUAUUUAGCGAAGUACUGUGCAACUCUCAAGAUCUACCACGUUACCUUCAGAAGGACGCGAAACGAAAGAUGCUUUAUUGAUAGUCGAGGUAUCACAUCUACACAUGAUAUCAGCUAGGUUGAUCUGUUGAGAGAUUUCUUUAUCGUUGGAAACACACUCCUUAUGUAGUAAGCUUGAUCUUGAUACUAUAA